This is a messenger RNA of Pieris rapae (cabbage white), 2013 nucleotides long. It is a transcript of the gene Wnt2, whose product is annotated as protein Wnt-7b. Gene Ontology annotation, cellular component: extracellular region. Gene Ontology annotation, molecular function: frizzled binding; cytokine activity. NCBI's taxonomy places the organism in Eukaryota, Metazoa, Arthropoda, Insecta, Lepidoptera, Pieridae. The transcript has 9 exons. The record is from RefSeq and is a predicted model, not a curated record. Bases 266 to 1378 code for a protein of 370 amino acids. Gene Ontology annotation, biological process: positive regulation of JNK cascade; cell fate commitment; canonical Wnt signaling pathway.
UGUCAAGCAGAGAGCACGUCUGUCGCAUACACUCUGUGAUGUUCACGCGAAAGACGAAAUGUGAUGUGCGUGAAUAGUGUACAAUAGAAAUUUGAAAAUAGAACAUUCUAAUUUCACGAGAAAAUUUUGUAACCGUGGUUAAAAGUACUGCGUCUUUAAAAGCACUUGUAUUCGUGAUGACAAUAAGCCAGUGUUCAACUGUGAAUGUAAGUUCAAAAAAUGUGUUUAAAAAGAUAAUAAUCGCAAAUAAUUAGGAUGUGAAACCAUGUUGGAAUGCGUGCGUCGCGAUGGCUCAGUGGUACACGCGACGGACAACGGAUGUUACUGUUUUAAGCUGCUGUUUUUGCUGACCAUUGUGCUUUUAUGCGUAAGACCAGCACUACCAGGCGGUGUAUCGCUAGGCGCACAUUUGGUUUGCGCGAGAGUGGCGGGAUUAACAGACAAGCAACGUGCCAUGUGUCGAUCUUCCCCCGCCGCCAUUGCAGCCGUAGGUGAUGGUUUGAGAAUGGCGUACGCAGAAUGUCGAAACCAGCUUGGAGGCUAUAGGUGGAACUGCACCGGCAUUGGCGAUGGGAAUGACUUCGGCCACGUCAUGCCUUUAGCAACCCGUGAGGCAGCAUUCACAUAUGCGAUAACAUCGGCUGGCGUGACGCACGCACUCAGUACAGCCUGCGCGAGAGGGGAUCUACCGGCUUGUGGAUGCUCAUCAAAUAGGAGACGAGCUCCAAGUCCGUCAGAUCAGUUCCACUGGGGCGGCUGUGGCGAAUCAGCGUACGGUGCCCGGUUCGCACGACGAUUCCUGGAUUCACGUGAAAUAGAAGCCGAUGCUAGGAGUCUCAUGAACCUCCACAACAACCGAGUUGGAAGGAAGUUUUAUUUACAGAUAGUAAAGGAUUUAGUUCGACGCGAGUGCAAAUGUCACGGUGUGUCUGGAUCGUGUGCCCUGCGCACAUGUUGGCGCGCUUUGCCGCCAUUUCGCGCUGUUGGCGCUGCGCUGAGGGAAAAGUAUCACCGCGCGAGACUGGUAACACCCCACCCUCCGCCUGCCACACAUGCACCACAGACGCAUUUGGUGAUACGAAGGCCAAGACAGAACGCAGGCAUUGGCAGGCAACCAAGAAAAUCUGAACUGGUUUUUCUGGAACCAUCUCCUUCCUACUGUGAAGCGGAACCAAUGACAGGUUCCUUUGGGACACAUGGGAGACACUGCAAUCGAACAUCUCGGGGUGAAGACGGAUGUGAAACUCUCUGUUGCGGAAGGGGUUACAACACAAUACAAUCUGUGGAAGAAACAAAAUGUCGAUGUAAAUUUCACUGGUGUUGUCGCGUUUCCUGCGAAAAGUGUGUAACGCGCACGGAAAUUCACGUGUGCAAGUGAACAUUUUUAACGAUGGCAACAUAUUUAUCGAAUAUAAAAAUUGUGCACGUUUUGGUACUUAACACGAAUUGUAUUAAGUGAGUUUACUAAUUACUUGUAUCUACGUAGAUUUUAUUGUAAUAUAUAAUUUAUAAUAUUAUUGGUACCUUAAAUAUUUAAGUGUUAUAUAUCAUUACAUAAUAAGAUGGAUUUUUCACAUUUAUACAUUCAGUAGUUUAAUCCUAUCCUUCAGGUUUUUGAUGACGAUUGUUAAAACAUGAAUACCUAUUUUUAUACUAUCGUUAUUCAUUAAAACUUAAUUAUAAUUACACCAGUUUAACUCACGUGCCUACUCGAUUAUCUCUUUUCGUCACAGUGUAAACACGGUUAGUAAGAAAGAGAAAAAGAAUUUAGUUUUUAUAUAGGAGAACAAUUUUAGUAAAUGUGAUUUAAUGCUUUUAAAUUUCAAGGUUCUAUCGUUCUUUACAAUUUUCUAUUUAUUCACCUCUAUUUAAAUAUCACUAGGAAUGUAAAACUUAAUGAAGUAUUUUAAAUGUAACUUCUAGUAUUAAUGUAAAUAUGCCACCAGUAUUUUUCUUUAUAUGCAUGUAACGCGUUUGUAUAGACUAAGCGGCUUAAGAAAUCUCUAAAAUAAU